UCGUCAGGAUUUUUUGCUCCCUUCGAGAGCCACGUAGCUGACGAUGUGUUAGAGCUUAUGCCAGCGAAGUCUGCGCGGUAUACUUCCAAGGAAAUAGGCCUCUCCAUAUUCCUCGGGAACUCCUACAUCAAAACGCAGAACUCACUUCCCGGGAUAUGGCGAUAGGCUGUUAUUCUUCAUCCUUCCGCGAACUUCAUUUGGACGAUAUCGCCUACGACACCGGCCAUAUCCUUAUCCACUCUUUGAAUACUGGCAGCUAUCAGUGUCUGAAGCCACAGGGAGAUACUACUGCCAAGAGGUAUACACCCGAGUUUGCAACUGCACUUCGCGGACUGGGCAACAAGUUAAGCUUACUUUCUUUGAUAUCAUGGAAGAGUCAUGGUUGUCUUUGAGCACUUCGCCGGGGAUAGUCGCGUAUGCUGAGUCUCGCUUUCUUGCUUUCGCGGAGAGUGUUACCCAUCCAAUUGCAGAGAAGGUGCUCUCUGAGAUUGGAACCCCCAAUACGCUCAGCAAGGUACUUCUGAAGGAGAUGUUACUGCUUAAGACUUCAGAAGUGCCUCAAAGGGAUGGAUCGUUUCGGAAGGAGGUACUAGUGGAGAUCCUCCGGGGCCUCACCGAUAGCAAACCUGGAGCAGGAGCUUUGAGGAGCAAGGUCUCGGAUGUAGAUCAAGCUAUGAAGGAAGCCGAGGCCGUCGUUAUCGCCGAGGCCGUCGUUAUCGCCGAGGAGGAGGCAGAGCUGGCUGCCAAGAAGGCGAAGGCAAAGAAACGCAAGCUCAACAAGACAGAUGCUCAGCGUUUCAACAUUCUGACUGAGAAUGCGGCGGAACGAGCUGAGGCGAAAGCUGCCGCCGCCUCCGCCGCCGCUGAAUCUGCACCUCCUGUCGACGACGAAGAGAUUUUCGAAGAUACGCCCACUGAGGAGGACAGGACGUCCGAAGACACUCCCGCUGAUGAGGACAAGCCUGCUGAAGCCACACCUCCUGUGGAGGAGGAUAAGCCUGCUGAAGUCACACCUCCUGCAGAGGAGGAUGAGCCUGCGGAGGGCAGGGUCGCUUCAGCGGAGCAGUCGUUUGUGUUCCCAACACCAGAGGUGAAACCGUGUGAGAACAAAGACGGCUUGGAUCCUUAUCGGCUCCAAGCCACAGGAGAUAUGGGCUUUCCGGAGCUGGCAUCCGCGGAGAACCCUAAACUGAAUGCCUAUGAUUUGGGGGGUUACAUCCAAGUUUCUCCAUCUUCCCCAGCCUCUGACAACUCUUCUCUGCAGAUCUAGAACUGGCCGAAUUACCCAAAUGUACUAUGAUGCUGUGUUGGCUGCAUAAGUGGAUGUGUCGCAUCCAGUAUAAGCCAGUAUUUCACUACGUAUUAGCGGAGUGUACAUUACCUUUUGCAUGGUGCAACUGAGAAUUUGACAGGACGCCUCUGCCCGGGGCCAAUCAUCGGCGGGCUGGGUUUCGGAGGAUGUGGCGCAACAAUACUGGAAUCCAACAAGUAAUAGUUGGGAAUGACAAUGGUGAUCU
Ilyonectria robusta is the source of this 1517-nucleotide messenger RNA. RefSeq lists its product as uncharacterized. The transcript has 3 exons. NCBI's taxonomy places the organism in Eukaryota, Fungi, Ascomycota, Sordariomycetes, Hypocreales, Nectriaceae. The coding region runs from base 368 to 1270 and encodes 300 amino acids. The record is from RefSeq and is a predicted model, not a curated record.